Messenger RNA from Amblyraja radiata (thorny skate), 5307 nucleotides. It is a transcript of the gene traip, whose product is annotated as TRAF-interacting protein. Gene Ontology annotation, cellular component: site of DNA damage; nucleus. The coding region runs from base 159 to 1514 and encodes 451 amino acids. The record is from RefSeq and is a predicted model, not a curated record. The transcript has 16 exons. Gene Ontology annotation, biological process: protein ubiquitination; replication fork processing. Gene Ontology annotation, molecular function: ubiquitin protein ligase activity. NCBI's taxonomy places the organism in Eukaryota, Metazoa, Chordata, Chondrichthyes, Rajiformes, Rajidae.
UCCCCCGGAAGCUGCGCGCGGUGGCGCCGGAAGUGAGGAGCGGAUUUCAAACCAACUGGCGGCAGCGCCCGGAGCCGCGAGCGGAAUCUGAGACCUCUGCUGUUGCUGUUGAAAUCGGAAACACAGAUAAACAUACCUGUUGAUUGUAGGAGGAAAGUAUGCCAAUUCGUGCCUAUUGUACGAUUUGUUCAGACUACUUUGAUAAUUUCAGGGAUGUGGCUGCCAUUCAUUGCGGACACACUUUUCACGGUGACUGUCUCGCUCAGUGGUUCCACAGUGCUCCUUCUCGAACCUGCCCUCAAUGUAGAAUAAAGGUCAGUGCAAGGUACGUUGUCAACAAGCUGUUCUUUGACGUAGGUGAGGGCGAGCAAGUGUUGGAUGCAGAAACUCUCCAGAAUGAGUUGGACAAUAUCAAAUCUCAGCUGUUACUGAAAGGGAAAGAAAAGAAGGACCAGCAAUCCAUCAUUGAUACACUGAGAGACACACUGGAUAAACGCAAUGCAAAAGUAGAAUCUUUGACAAAGGAGCUGAGUGAGGCAGAAAUGCUGUGCUCAACUCUCAAGAAGCAGAUGAGAUACUUGGAACACCAGACAAAUGACUCAAAAUCUGCAAAGGAGGAGGCACACAGGCUUCAACAGAAAUUGAAAACUGUAGAAAAUAUCCAGCUGCUGCUUCAAACACAGAGGCCAGAAGUUGAAGAAAUGAUUCGGGAAGUGGGAAUAGGACAAUCGGCAAUUGAGCAACUGUCCAUCUACUGCGUAUCCUUGAAAAAGGAAUAUGAAAACUUGAAGGCAACAUUUAGAUCCUCUAUGGAUAUAUCUGAGAAGCUCAAGAAAGAAAAUUUUACUUCCAGCUGCAAGUUGCAAAAGUGCGUGUCGCAACUGGAAAAACUGAAAGAGGACUUGCGGGCGUCACAGGAGGAUUUGCAAAAUGCCGACAGAGAGAUUAUGAACUUAAAGAAGAAAGUGGAAUUCCUACAAAAGUCCCUGAGUACACCGAAUCGUACCAAUGAAGCCAUCAACCGUCUAAUCUUUGAGAGCCCUGCUCCUGUAGAUUUACAAUACCCUAAACUACACAAGCCAGUCGCUGGGGAGGAUAUUGAUCUUUGUCAGGCAUACGACUUCGACACACCUGAUUGUAUUCCCCCAACAUCUCAGAGAACCUCAUCUAAGAAAAUCAAGCUAGACACAGACGGGUCAUCCACACCAAAUCGAUCUUCUAAAUUUCUGUACAACACAAAGAUAAUGAACAGAGAUGAGGAUGACCAUCUUCUCCCAACAUUCCUCCGAAAUUCUGUGUUAUUUCAAAAGAAGUCGUAUGGUAGCUCCUUGAAUCAACAAGGAAACCAAGGAUCAGUGCGGAUUGGCUUUGAUGGAUUAGGAGGAAGAAGCAAGUUCAUUGAACCUACUAAAAUGACUGAAAUACGUCCACUGUUGUUAAAGGUAAAGAGGAAGAAAGUGACACGGAUGACUGUAAACAGCAAUCAGCCCAAACUAAAGGAUUUCCUUAAAUGAUUCCCAAAUGUCAGCGAGACAAGGCAAUUGGAUGAAGCAGAACUGUACUGAGUGCCAGGAUAACAAGCGGGAAUUGUCUGUUAGGGUUGGUAGCACUGCCUGAACCCUUCCUGGAAAAGUGCAGCUGGCCUGCUAAGGAAUAUACGUACAAUAUGAAAAAUCUUCAAACCUACUGAUCCGAAAAGAAAAAAGACGAUUUCUUCACCAGUGCAUUUGAAUUGUUUCAACAAUUGGUAACCCACUGAAACUACCCUGGUUGUUGAGAGCACAAAUCACUUGGCAUUACAGAAAGAAAGAGGCAGCAUGAUAGUAACUGCCAUCGUCAGGGCUGGAGAUAGUGAAAGCAUGGGGAAAAUCUUCAAAUGAAAUUAUCUCAUGUUGGCAAAGAAGGACACAAAGUACCGGAGUAGGUCUGCUGGUCAGGCAGCAUCUAUCGGGAACAUGGAUUGGUGACGUUUUUGGUUUUGGACCCUCCUUCAGCCUGAAGAAGGAUCCCAACCUGAAAUGCCACCAAUCCAUCUACUCCAGGGAUGCUGCCUGACCCUCUGCAUUACUCCAGCACUUUGUGCCCUUUUUUUGUAAACCAAUAUCUGCAGUUCCUUGUUUCUACUUGUUGGCAAAGAUUUUGCAUCUCCCAGCCAAGAAAUCAUAACAUCUCGCCCCUGCCCCCCCCCCCGCAUUAGAGUAAAACAUUCCCAAGUCACGUAUAGCAUGGGUUAGUUGCAGAGUAAAUGACUGCUCCUCUGAAUCUGCUUUAACUGCAGCAAGCAUUAUCUAUUCAACCAUCUUCCUAUUUCCUGCCACAGAUAUCCUUUUCUAAAUGUGUUAUCAUUUUAGCAGCAAUUUGGUUUAGGUCUACACAAUUUUAGAAACUAAGUAAGUAUUAAUAAAUACCAUUCUUUCAAUAUCUUGCACCCAGUCCUACCUUAUUUCAUCAUGCUGUCGGCAAAUAGAGGAGGCUUUCGUCUCAAGUCUACGCUGGAUUUGAAAUGCUGAUGUUUAACUAAAUAUCAUUAAUUUGAAUGUUUCUUUGAGUCUGGUGUCCUCUGGUCUACAUUACCCCGGCCAUUUAGCUUGAUCCUAGCUCUGGCCCAAUUAUCCUUCACCAACUUCCUUAUACAGCACCACACACUAAAGGAGUAGCUCUCUCAAAUUGAAUUUUUCAAAUUCCUGUCAUUGACUGUAAAGUUAAUCACUUUUGGAACAGUUUUAAGCCUCUAUUUUGACAUUCUUUGUGUUGAUUUACAGUCUCACUUCAAGUACUGUGGGUGUUUUUGCUGACUUAGGAAUUUGAAUUGAUAGCUAUUUUGAUAGUGUCACAGCAGAAACACCAGUUUUUAAACAAUGCUCAGUGGUGUCCAGUGUCUUAGUCGGGCAGGGGUCUUGUUGUGUACAUAUAUGUUGAUCAGUGCCUUUUCUCUGUAUUCAAUCUUUCAGUCUCAUUGUUUUAAAGCUCUUUAGCAAAGUGAAAAGGAGGUCUUGUUUAUAAUCUAUGAAGGUGCUAGGUUUGACCUUGCUUUUUAUUUCCUUAAAUGUGACAGUCAAUGGCAUUGAGGAUACUUGCUGGUAUUGAUGUGUACAGAAUCCAACCAAACAUUUUUAGAGAUAGCCAGUUAAGGCAGGGUGGUUCAACAGUUUUGCAGCUCUAAUAAUCGCAGGUCCUCUGCCCUGUUAACUUCAGGUAUUCUUUCAAUCAAAUUUAAUCAUUGGUGGUAAUUUGUAAAACACAAAGAUUCAACUGGUUCUUCACAAAUGUUAAUUUUAACAGAUUUCUCAGAAGCAGUUCCGUGAUGUUGAAAAUGCCUUAAAUGCUUUGGUUGAUUGAAAACUGAUGCAUACUACAUAUUUGUAUCUCUAUAAAAAGAGCACUUACCCAAGAAAACGUGGAAGUUAGAACCUGCCCUCUUGAAUUGUUUCCAAAAUAUCCCAUUAAUAUUGUAUUGUAAACCAAACCCACUUGUGCCUUGUGUUGGGAACAUCUUAUCAAAACAUAAGGGCAUGCUUGUUUUUAAUGUGUCAACAUUUCUCUCCUGCAAUUGUUUCACCCCCUCUGCCUCGAUAUGUAUUGAUCCUUCUUUGGGCCAAAUCUUUUUUUAAUUGUUUUACUUCUGUGUGGAAUUGCUGAAGCUAUCAGCCUGCUUUCCCCUUCCAGGUGAUGACAUCCCAUCUGCCUGCUGGCAGUGCCCAGUUAAAUGGGCAUCUCCUUGGCUCUUGCUGAUUCAGGAAAUGAGUGUUCCAAUUUGAGUAUUUCAGAGAAGCCUAAUAAAUCAUUGCAAAUCAAAGAGUGCUUUCUGUUCUUACAAUCUUGCCUUGGUGUGCAGAAUGCUACAGCAGUCAAAUAAGUGGAAAAGGACAAAAAGUACACGAGUAACUCAGCAGGUCAUGCAGCAUCUCUUGAGAAUGUCACCCAUGAUCUCCAGAGAUGCUGCUUGACUUGCUGAGUUACUUCAGCACGUUGUGUCCCUUUGUAUAGUAAUCAGCAUCUGCAAUUCCUUGUUUCUAUACUCAAGACUAUUCAAUCCAUUGUGCCUGUGCCAGCCACCAUUUACUGCUCGUCUCUGAGCGUGAGGAGAAAUAUUUGAUGAAUGGAGUGUCACCCUUUGGAACAAGGAAUGCCCUUUAAUUUCCUUUACUUACUUUGUAACAUUUUAAUGGUCUUGCAUUCAGUGAUUCAUUCCUAAAAUCCAGAGCUAUUUUGCCGUGAAAAAUUAUAUAUUUAUCAAGAUUUUGUUAGAACAAAAGAUUAACUAUGGUCUGACACAAUUAUUUUUUUUUAAUUGGCUUGUUUGUAAAGUCUACGUUGAGUGAUUUGAACGUAGAGAAUAAUUAAUGUUGAGAAUCUCCUGAUAUCUUGCAGUGGAUAUUGGCAAGUGUUUGUGUGUCAUUUUGCUGCGCAAUAACAUUUGGAUUAUAUUUUUGAUGGACUUGUAUAAGUGCAGUUUUGGACUGAAAUUACAGAAUAACAGACUGAAUUUGGUGGAAUUGGUCAAGUUUCUUUCCACCAGCUCUUUGUUUUGUUUGAAAAUUUUUCAUUUUUUAAAACAUAUUGUCUUGUGUAUUUACCCUGAAAACUUCACUGGGAACAGCUUUCUCGAUUUUAUUUGCCUGUUCACAAACUGGGAUGUGUUUGCAUAACAUCAACAUGUUUGUCGAUAGACUGCUGGAGUAACUCAGCGAGUCAGGCAGCAUCUGUGGAAAGGCAGUAUCUCUCUCCAGAGACGCUGCCUGAUCCGCUACUCCAGCAUUUUGUGUCUAUCUUCGGUAUAAACCAGCAUCUGCAGUUCUUUCCUACACACUCAGCAUGUUUGUAAUUGACUAAGCAACAUCAAAACCUCCUAAACAUCUCUUGCCAUUCAAAAUCUAUUUAUAAGCAGAAAAAAAGAUAGUUGGUCACUGAUUUCAUGUGCUGAUUGAGUGAAAGCUUCAGAGGGAUCCAUUAUUUCAAAAAGAUUACAGUUGCCAUUUACUAUGGCCUGGAAAUUUGUAGAAGUGACCAUGUGUGAAAUUAAUGCAGUAUUUUAGCAUUAAAAUUGCAAUAUGGUCACACAUUUAUCUUCACACGGCAAUUAUCACAACAUUGCACAUCUGCAUUUAAUUUUUUGACAUACUUUGGCCUCUUCCUAUAAUCCUAACUGUAAUUGCACUGGUUUUGUGCCUCUUUACUGAAGCUGAAUGUGUGUGUUCAUCCCAUUGCUGAAUCCAGUCUGUGUUUUAUCUUUCUUGGGCAUGAAUCUGUGGGGCUACUUAUAUUUGUUGUAAAAUACCCAAACUCAAUAAAUACUUCCAGGUAGAA